Molecule: messenger RNA, 2855 nt
Organism: Coturnix japonica (Japanese quail)
Lineage: Eukaryota; Metazoa; Chordata; Aves; Galliformes; Phasianidae
Gene: SMIM30
Product: small integral membrane protein 30
Source: RefSeq, a predicted model, not a curated record
GCCCUCCACCGCCCCUUCCUGUCAUGGCGGCGGCCGGGACCCAGCGGCGCGACGAGGCGGCGGGACGGAAAGCGGCGCUCUCCAGGAGCUGAGCGCCCGGAGCACAGCGGGGACGCCGCCCGGCCCGGAGUCAGCGGCGCUGCGCUACGGCUGGAGGUGACCGAGAUAUUGCUGAAGGAGUUGCUUUCUACUGCUUUCAUCGUUAAACUUCCUUGUGGGGUCAGCAGCAUGUCUUCCACCGGGUGCACCUCAAAACUUCUCCUGGUCCUCACUUCACUGCUGCUGGUGCUGCCAGCGGUUGAAGCCAUGGACGCAGGAGAUACCAUCGCCUUCCUGCUGGGUCUCGCUGUCAGCGUCAUCGGAUUCUGUGCCUGCCUUGGCUUGUAUGCCAGGAAAAGAAAUGGACAGCAGUGAUUUCAAGAAGAUGCUCAAAUGAAGUGUGUUUCCUAACGUUGCUUGGGGUUGAGGUCUGGGAUUUAAAACUGUGCUUCAAUUCUGGAUAACUUUUGAGAACUUGUAGUUGAUAAUCCUGCAAACCCUCUUACUGUGCAGUACAACAGAUCAAGACCAUACUCAGUAGAAGGGAUUUGUAGGAUCUGUCAUCAUGACAGUAAGAUGAUUUUACAUUGCUUGUGAUUAAAUAAUGCCUUAGAGAAGGGUGAGAACAGUUUGAAAGGGGGAAGAGAACCACAGAGUGGUUCACAGGAGACAGUGAUAAAUGGAAUGUAUGAGGGAGACCUUCAGUAAGUUCUGCAAUUUUGGUUUCAGGGGUUCAUCAGGAGGAAGCAGCUAUUAGUCUUCCAGUCAGGAUGGGAGAGCUUUGGAAAUACCUCUGAUGAGAUAAGUAGAGAGCAGACUGCAUGUGCUCACAUGGUUUGUAAUGACAGCACCUAACAGCUCACUUCCACUGUUACAGAGAUGAGAUUGGGGAGAACUAAAAAAACAUGGAAAACUCUCUUCUAUUUAUUUUUUAUUUUUAUUUUAGAAUGUGCCUUUUCUGUAGCCUGUGUUCUUGUUACCAGAGUGGGACUGUUCUACUUCAACAUGUAAAGCUAUGUGAAUCAAGCAGGGGUUAUGUUUUGUUGUCACUUUGUUUUCAGCACUCAGUUUUCCUUUAAGCAUGCUGAGUAAAGUGGUGUCUUUUCUUUUGUUUUUUUUGUUCGCUUUUUCCCAAAAUGAAGAUUUAUUUUUCUGCUUUAGUGUGGAAUUUAUAUGUAGUGUUUCUGAAUUAGACAGUUAUUAAAUUUUAUCAGGACAAUUGUGCACAUUUCUUUUGCAAUGUGGAAACAACUUGUUUUGUUAAAAUCCUGGGUUUAGUUGACAAAUCUGUUAUCCUUGAGUGUCUUCCUCAUGAUAACGGUGUUGUUAGUUAAGCACUUAGGCUUCUUAUCUAAUUGAUACCUAAGAGUUCCACAGAAGAAUAGGACCAAAAACAAAGUGAAAAAUGUUGAUUCAGAAUUCUAUUGAUGCUCAGUCAAACUGGGUAUUUUCAACCAUAUAAUUGUUAUAUGGUUGAAAGAAUCUACUUGGUAGCAGAUCUAGAACCCAUUUCUUUCUUUUCAGCUGUGUCAUUUCCACAUUGCUACUAAAAUGUCAACCACAAAGCCCUCAGGCUUAUGAGGAUGUUCUCACUGUCAUCUUAGUUGAAGGAGCACAUGAAAGCAAAUAAAUAACAGCAGGGAAAAAAAAAAAAGGGAAAAAAAAAGUAGCAGAAUGAACAGUGGAGGAAGGUGAACUCUGCGGUUCACAGAAUUUAGUUCUGAUCUUGUGCUGUGGGCACUGCCACUCUUGCUAGAAAUCUCAUCUUUUAUCUUUCGAAGUUGGAGAAAAAAGGUAAAAUGUGAUGCAGAGUUAUGUAUGUUGGUACUGUUCCUCCUGUUUCUCUGUUAGCGCCUCUGUUCAGUAGAGCACAAAGCAAUGGCUAGAACUGCGAAAUAGGGUUUACAUAAGUAGUUGGAUGGGCAGUUCAUGUUCUACAAAUUCUAACAUUUUGAUAUUCCAUAUACCAUAUGUGGCUGUUUUGACUUCUGUCUGCUCAGAAGCUGGAGAGAGAAGCCCAGUUUAUUUCAGUCUCAUAAUUGUGUCUGUCUCUGUCUCACGGUUAAUGGAGGAAGGUAUAAUGAAAGUGUCCAAAUAUUGUGGGGUUGAAACUGGGACUCAACCCAGCAAGCCACAUGAAUCUUGGUUUCUGCUGUCAAGCUACUGGAAUGAUAUUGGUCACAAAGUUGUUCUGCAGAAAUGCAAGCCUUGCCGACUGUCUUUUCUGGUACCCCCUUUAAUGGCUUCCCAAGUCCAAAAUGGGACAGCCCUAAAAUGAGCUCUGAAUAGUAGUGUCACCUUCUAAGUCCACUAUAUGAUUUUUCAGUGGAGUGGAUGCAAGCACACAUCAUGUGUGAUCUUCUGCAUUUGUACUUGGCUAAACCAUUAUUACCCUUAAAAACAUCAGAGCACCCAGCAACUUCAGUACGCUUUGUAUUCCCCCGAAUUUGAGAAGUCUGCCUAUAUUUCAGUAGAGUAUUAAAUAAUGCUUUCAAUAGUAGAAAUUUUAUCACAAGCAGCUUUUCUCAGACUCCUUUAGACUCAUCGAUUUGGAAAAGAUCCGUGGCAACAGUUUCACUGUAGUACAACUUCUUUGUGGAAUAAUUAGCAUCAGGCUACGGAGAACUGAGUAACCAUGUUCUUUGCCUGAAGCUCUAUGUACUUCAUUGAAAGGUGCUUGCACAGGAUAGGAGCAUUGUUUCCUGGGUUCUGACAGAAGCUUUAUUGUUGAAGACUUGCAUUUGUCAAUGACUUGAGUGUAAAAUUUGAUAUCCCUGUUUUUCUUCUGCUUUAAUAAACUUUCACAUAAGAUCUGU